AAAACAUCUUUGUCCCAUGCCAUGACGUCAGCAACUUGACAGCUCAGUCGGAUUCUUGCUCUGUUCAAUGUUUUCUUCUCUAUAUAAACAGAGCGUUUUAAACACAAUGAGCUGAGAGUACGUUUGUCAUUUUCUGUAUAUAAAUUCCCUACUACACGCUGCACCAUGUCUUUCUUCGUAGAUUCAGUGAUCAUGUUCACUUCUCAGGUGCUGUUUUUUGGGUUUGGGUGGCUGUUUUUCAUGAGGCAGUUGUUUAAAGAUUAUGAGGUUCGACAGUAUGUUGUGCAGGUGGUCUUUUCAAUCACAUUUGCCUUUUCCUGCACUAUGUUUGAGCUCAUUAUCUUUGAGAUCCUUGGUGUAUUAAACAGCACGUCCAGAUAUUUCCAUUGGAAGCUGAAUUUGUAUGUUAUAUUACUAGUUCUGAUCUUUGUGGUGCCGUUCUACAUUGGCUACUUUGUGGUCAGUAAUAUACGAUUAUUGCAGAGACAAAGGUUGCUUUUUUCAUGCGUGGUCUGGUUCACAUUCAUGUAUUUCUUCUGGAAACUGGGCGAUCCUUUCCCUAUACUUAGUCCAAAACAUGGCAUUCUAUCUAUAGAGCAGCUGAUCAGUCGUGUGGGGGUCAUUGGGGUCACACUGAUGGCUCUGCUGUCUGGCUUUGGUGCUGUGAAUUGUCCUUAUACAUACAUGUCGUAUUUCCUGAGAAAUGUGACUGACAGUGAUAUCCUGGCCCUGGAGAGAAGACUUCUCCAGACUAUGGACAUGAUUGUCAGUAAAAAGAAAAGGAUUGCCAUGACAAGAAGGCAAAUGUACCAGCGUGGAGAGGAGCAGAAUAAACAGACGGGAUUCUGGGGGAUGAUCAAGAGUGUGACCUCCUCACCAUCAGGCAGUGAGAAUCUUUUUGUGAUCCAGCAGGAAGUGGAUGCUCUGGAGGAACUCAGUAGACAGCUUUUCCUGGAGACCGUUGACCUGCAAGCCACCAAGGAACGCAUAGAGUACUCAAAAACAUUUCAAGGGAAAUACUUCAACUUCUUAGGGUAUUUCUUCUCCAUCUACUGUGUGUGGAAAAUAUUCAUGGCCACUAUAAACAUAGUGUUUGACCGUGUGGGGAAGACUGACCCAGUGACCAGAGGAAUCGAGAUCACAGUCAACUAUCUCGGCAUCCAGUUUGAUGUCAAGUUCUGGUCUCAGCACAUUUCUUUUAUCCUGGUGGGAAUCAUCAUAGUCACGUCAAUACGAGGCCUUUUAAUCACACUCACCAAGUUUUUCUACGCUAUCUCCAGCAGCAAGUCCUCCAAUGUCAUUGUGCUUGUCCUGGCUCAGAUCAUGGGAAUGUAUUUUGUGUCGUCUGUGCUCCUGAUGCGGAUGAGCAUGCCUUUAGAGUACCGCACUAUAGUGACGGAGGUCCUGGGAGAACUGCAGUUUAACUUCUACCACCGCUGGUUUGACGUGAUCUUCCUGGUCAGUGCUCUCUCCAGCAUCCUUUUUCUCUACCUGGCUCAUAAACAGGCACCUGAGAAGCACAUGUCCCUGUGACCUCACAAGUGACCUCAUCAGAGAGAGACACACAGGACUGAAGUGUCUCCUUCUUUUGUCUCUCCUUUUAGAAGGACUUUUAUGUCUCUGUCCUGUAAUGAGCAUUAAUGGGUCUGUAUUUCCUGAAUCAGGAGGUGCCCAGAAACAAGGUGUUUAUAUGACUUUGGGUUCAAAAAAUGUUGAUUUGCUGUCUCAUUUAAAUAAACUCAUAUUAAUGGAGGGGACAGAAUGGUAUACAGUGUGGGUGUAGUUUUUCUCAG
Molecule: messenger RNA, 1793 nt
Organism: Carassius carassius (crucian carp)
Lineage: Eukaryota; Metazoa; Chordata; Actinopteri; Cypriniformes; Cyprinidae
Product: Golgi pH regulator-like
Exons: 14
Coding region: 166-1533 (455 amino acids)
Biological process (GO): intracellular pH reduction
Cellular component (GO): Golgi cisterna membrane
Molecular function (GO): voltage-gated monoatomic anion channel activity
Source: RefSeq, a predicted model, not a curated record